Molecule: messenger RNA, 980 nt
Organism: Jaminaea rosea
Lineage: Eukaryota; Fungi; Basidiomycota; Exobasidiomycetes; Microstromatales
Product: snare-like protein
Exons: 3
Coding region: 36-698 (220 amino acids)
Biological process (GO): intra-Golgi vesicle-mediated transport; intracellular protein transport; retrograde vesicle-mediated transport, Golgi to endoplasmic reticulum
Cellular component (GO): COPI vesicle coat
Source: RefSeq, a predicted model, not a curated record
ACCGUCGCAACCAACACUCUCACCAGCCCCUCGCUAUGACCAACCUCACCCUCUACUCGGUCACGGCGCUACUGAUUCUCGACUCAUCAGGGAGUCGCAUUCUUGCCAAGUACUACCAGCCUCCAGCAGCAGUAGCAGCAGCAGCGGCGACAGCAGGUGCAGCAACUACAACACCGCAUCAUAGCGCCGGCAAUGCCCCUCGUCAACUCACAGCUGCCAACCCCUUCACCACUCUGAAAGAGCAGCGCGCAUUCGAAAAGAGCAUACUCGAAAAGGUCUCGAAGCGAGGUUCCUCAUCUAGCGGUAGCAGCGGCUCAACGGAGAUCCAGCUCUUGGACUCGCACCUCCUCCUCUCGAAGUCGACCCUGGAUGUGCAUCUCGUCGUGGUCAGCCCGGCAGAGGAGAAUGAGCUGAUGGUCUCGUCACUCCUGUCGAGCCUUUGGGAGGCAAUUGGGAUGCUCCUUGCUGGACAGGGUUUGGAGAAGAGGACAUUGCUCGAGAAUCUGGACUUGGUGACGUUGGCGGUUGAUGAGGCGGUGGAUGAUGGCAUCAUCCUCGAGACGGACCCUGCGACGAUUGCAUCUCGCGUCUCGAGACCAAGGCCAGACGCGACGGAGAUUCAGAUUAACGAGCAGACCAUCAUGAGCGCCUACUCAACGCUCAAGGAGAGGGUAGCACAGAGGAUCUUGCAGGGUUGAGCGAACAAGACUUUGUGAAAAAUAAUGCCAUACAUCAAGAGACCAAGUGAGCGAGAGUGAGCUCGGCGUCAGACUGUCAUCAUGCGCGCACAGGAGAGGGAAGAUGAUCGACACGCAGGCGAGCAGAGCUAUCGGGUCGCGAUGAUGAUGUGAUGAAGUGAGCAGCGUGCAAGGCAAGUGUACAGCGGGUCUCCAACGUGUAGUCUGCCGUCGCUGUCGCCAUGCUGCGUGGCGGCCCUCCGCUGCCUCCAACAGUACGAAUGUCAAAGAUGAACCAAUCCC